Necator americanus (New World hookworm) is the source of this 447-nucleotide messenger RNA. RefSeq lists its product as uncharacterized. The record is from RefSeq and is a predicted model, not a curated record. NCBI's taxonomy places the organism in Eukaryota, Metazoa, Nematoda, Chromadorea, Rhabditida, Ancylostomatidae. Bases 1 to 447 code for a protein of 148 amino acids. The transcript has 5 exons.
AUGGAUCGUUAUUCACCACGUCCACCUCCUCGAAGCUACAGUAAUCUGAAUGUGGACUGCAUAGAUGGUGUAAUACGCCCGGUACCGCAACACAGCCCACUCACCAAGCAAGUAAAUCAACUCGCUUAUGAGAUCCCGAAGAAUAAAUACGCGCAGAAUCCAUGGAAUUACGCUCCAGAGUUUCUUAAGGUAUUCGGUGAUGUUCGAGUACAUGUGGGUGGAAAAGCUGUAUUCGAUUGUGUGCUUCUGGGGAGUCCGCGGCCAAAGGUAUGUUGGUUAUUCAAUGACGAAAAAAUGUGUUUCAAUGAUGUUCAAGUGGACGACACUGCUGAUGUCUGCCGCCUAACUAUCCCUUAUGUUAUGCCUCAUCACUUCGGAACAUUCACUGUGCUUUGCGAAAACGAAGUUGGACGAGCUGUCGCGUCUGCACAUCUGCUUCCGUUGUAA